AUGGCGGCCGGGAUGGCGGAAGAGCACAUGGAAGGAGGCAGUUCGCUGAGGCGUCCCGAAUAUCACUCUCUCCAGUGGAUGUACGGCUGUGAGCUGAGAGAUGAUGGCAGUACCAAGGGAUAUAGUCAGUUCGGUUUUGAUGGGAAGGAUUUCCUAGCUCUGGAUAUCGAGCGUGGGGUUUAUAUUCCACUCACAGACAUGGCUCAGGUUACUGCACAGAAAUAUAACAGCCCAGAGGAGAAACUGGGGGAGAGACAUAAGUUUGACCUGGAGAAUCUGUGCAUUCAAGGGCUAAAAGAAUGCAUCCGUUAUGGCAAGGAGGAGCUGGACAGGAGAGUUAAACCAGUGGUGAAGGUUUCAGAUCAGAAAUCAAACGGAACCACAAAGCUUCUCUGCCAGGUGUACAGGUUUUACCCCCGGGGCGUGGACGUGAAUUGGAAGAGAGAUGGCAUUGAGGUUCCCUCGUAUGAAGCCAAACAGGUUCUUCCCAAUACUGAUGGCACUUACCAGAUCACAGUUACUGUGGAAGUACUGCCAGAGGAGAUGGACAGACACUCCUGCCACGUGGAACACAUCAGCUUGGACAAAACACUUAUUGUGGAGUGGGAGCCAAAGUCAACCCCCAUCUCUGGGAUAGUGAUUGGUGUUAUUGUCGUUCUUGGAGUGAUUGGCGCUGGUGCAGGAUUUGGGAUUUGGCAGAAUCGUUCAGGACAAAAUCGCAAUUCUUCUCCAACGCUCUGAAAACAGCUGUGGUCAUUACGGCUAGUUCCCUAUAAGGGUAACAUAUAGCACCU
Molecule: messenger RNA, 794 nt
Organism: Pelobates fuscus (common spadefoot toad)
Lineage: Eukaryota; Metazoa; Chordata; Amphibia; Anura; Pelobatidae
Product: class I histocompatibility antigen, F10 alpha chain-like
Exons: 6
Coding region: 1-741 (246 amino acids)
Biological process (GO): immune response
Cellular component (GO): external side of plasma membrane
Source: RefSeq, a predicted model, not a curated record